Molecule: messenger RNA, 1478 nt
Organism: Erigeron canadensis
Lineage: Eukaryota; Viridiplantae; Streptophyta; Magnoliopsida; Asterales; Asteraceae
Product: 60S ribosomal protein L4-like
Exons: 2
Coding region: 67-1281 (404 amino acids)
Biological process (GO): translation
Cellular component (GO): cytosolic large ribosomal subunit; ribosome
Molecular function (GO): structural constituent of ribosome; RNA binding
Source: RefSeq, a predicted model, not a curated record
AACUCAUUUCUCUUUGCCCAAAACCCUAACCCUACUAACUUCCCUCCAUCUUUCCCGAUCACAGCAAUGGCAGCCGCCGCCCGCCCUCUCGUCACCGUCCAAACACUCGAAUCCGACAUGGCCACCGACAACUCCACCCUUCCUCUCCCGGCCGUCAUGACGACCUCAAUCCGUCCCGACAUCGUCAACUUCGUCCACUCAAAUAUCUCAAAAAAUGCCCGACAACCUUACGCUGUGUCCCGAAAAGCCGGCCACCAAACCUCCGCAGAAUCAUGGGGUACUGGCCGUGCUGUCUCUCGUAUCCCCCGUGUCGCCGGAGGCGGUACCCACCGUGCCGGCCAAGGUGCGUUUGGAAACAUGUGUAGAGGUGGUCGUAUGUUUGCACCCACCAGAAUUUGGCGACGGUGGCAUAGAAAAAUCAACGUGAAUCAAAAGCGAUACGCCGUCGUUUCAGCUAUUGCCGCUUCUGCUGUUCCUUCUCUCGUGAUGGCACGUGGCCAUAAAAUUGAAGAAGUUCCUGAACUUCCGUUAGUUGUUAGUGAUUCUGCUGAAGGUGUGGAAAAAACCCGGAUGGCAAUUGAUGUUUUGAAACGAAUUGGAGCAUACCCAGAUGCUGAAAAGGCGAAAAAUUCGGUUGGGAUCCGACCCGGAAAAGGGAAAAUGAGAAAUAGAAGGUAUAUUUCUAGAAAAGGUCCAUUAAUUGUUUAUGGAACAGAAGGAGCAAAAUUAGUGAAAGCAUUUAGGAAUAUUCCUGGUGUGGAAAUAGCAAAUGUGGAAAGGUUGAAUUUGUUGAAAUUAGCACCUGGUGGGCAUUUGGGUAGGUUUGUAAUUUGGACGAAAUCGGCUUUCGAAAAGUUGGAUUCGAUAUACGGGUCGUAUGAGAGGAAGAGUGAGAAGAAGAAAGGGUAUGUGUUGCCAAGGGCUAAAAUGGAGAAUGCUGAUUUAGCUAGGAUUAUUAAUUCGGAUGAGGUGCAGAGUGUCGUGAAACCGAUUAAGAAGGAGGUUAAACGGGCUCCGAUGAAGAAGAAUCCUUUGAAGAAUUUGAAUACAAUGUUGAGGUUGAAUCCGUAUGCUAAGACGGCUAAACGGAUGGCUGUUCUUGCUGAGGAACAAAGGAAGAAAGCUAAGCAAGAGAAGCUUGAUAGCAAGAGGAAGCCCAUUUCUAAGGAGGAAGCUACCAAAAUCAAGGCCGCUAGCAAGUCAUGGUACAAAACGAUGAUUUCUGACAGUGAUUAUGCUGAAUUUGAUGUUUUCACCAAGUGGCUUGGGGUUUCGCAGUAAUCAUUCUACUCUUUAAUACAAUUCUAAGUUUCAUAUGUUGGUUAGUCUUUGAGAUAAUAGUUUACAAACGCCUUGAGCUGUUAUUUUACCAAGUAGUUUCGGAUUUUAUGGGGUUAAUUUGGCAAGUAGUUUCCUUAUGACUGGUUUCAGCUGUGAUUGGAUAUAAAUCUAUAUUAUUUUGAUAUAUUUUUUUUUUA